This is a messenger RNA of Molossus molossus (Pallas's mastiff bat), 3734 nucleotides long. It is a transcript of the gene POLRMT, whose product is annotated as RNA polymerase mitochondrial. Gene Ontology annotation, biological process: mitochondrial transcription. Gene Ontology annotation, cellular component: mitochondrial DNA-directed RNA polymerase complex. Gene Ontology annotation, molecular function: protein binding; mitochondrial promoter sequence-specific DNA binding; DNA-directed RNA polymerase activity. Bases 1 to 3672 code for a protein of 1223 amino acids. The transcript is spliced from 21 exons. The record is from RefSeq and is a predicted model, not a curated record. NCBI's taxonomy places the organism in Eukaryota, Metazoa, Chordata, Mammalia, Chiroptera, Molossidae.
AUGUCGGCGCUGCGCUGGGGCCGCGGCGCGGCCGGGUUCGGAUGGGCCUUGUGGCCGGCCGGCCGCCCCAGCCUCUUGGCCGAGGAAGGGGCCCUGGGUGGCGUAUGGGGCUGCAGGAGGAGUUCGUCUGCCAGCCCUUGUGAGCAAGAUCGCAGGAGGGACUGGGGCCACGCGGAGCUGCUGGAGGUGCUUGAGGCCAGGGUGCGGCAGCUGCAGGGUGACAAUGUGUCAGAGGUGACAGCGAAGCUGGUGGAUGUGGCUCGAUUCCCAAAGGCUGGUGGCUCCCAGCCACCCAGGAAGGCACAGGCUGGAAAUGAGAGCGCCAACCUGAGGCUCAGCGGCCGCUGGGCGCAGAAGUUGGACAAGGAGAAGCUUGAGAUGCAGAAGCGCAAGCAACAGCUGGAGGCGAAGCUGCAACAGCGGGCUGAGCGGCGGGUCCGCAAGCAGCAGCUGCGUGUGGAGCCCCAACUGCUGAGUGGGCAUCUGGCAGACCGCCUGCAGUGUUGGGAGCACAGCACCCCCAGGAGUCCCUGGAAGGAGCAGCUGGCCCAGCUGCUACAGGAGGCUCCAAGGAGGCUGAGCCGUGAGGAGGAGCAUGGCCUGGUGGACAGGGCUUCCAGGUUGCGGUGUGAGGGCCAGCAGCAGAAACUCCUGGCCUUCUUGGAGUGCUGCGUGCUUGUGGACCAGCUGCCCCUCGCCCACCAUGUGCUGGUCAUGCAGCACAGCAAGUCCCGGCAGCAGCGGAUGCUCACCCUGCCCAUGUACAACAUUGUCCUGCUUGGAUGGGCUCGUAAGGGCUCCUUCAAAGAGCUGGUUUACGUAUUCUUCAUGAUGAGAGAUGCCGGCCUUGCGCCUGACCUGCUGUCCUAUGCAGCUGCCCUGCAGUGUAUGGGGCGGCUGAACCAGGAUGCCAGCACCAUCAAAAGGUGUCUGAAGCAGAUGGCCCAGGAUGGACUGCAGCUGCAGGACUUCUUCACGAGCUUGCCACUGUGCAAGGAGGACCGGGCUGCACUCCUGAGGGCCGUGCACAAAGCUGAGCCCACCUUCAUACCUCUGCAGCCGCCCCUGCCCUCAUGUCAGGUCAAUACCUCCCCAUUGCUCAGGGAGAUCUAUGACAAGAACCACCCCGUGUCCUACCCAAGGCAGCACCUGCCCUUGAAGACACUGAAGGACCUGUUCCAGCAGCAGCUCAGUGUGGAGAUGGCCACCACUGUCACUGUGGACUCUGUGGAGAAGGCCCCGUUGCUGACCAGUGAAGUCCUGCAAGCGCGAAAGACCCUGAAGGAGCUACGUGCCAGGUGGGAGGCGGAGCUGUGCCUGGCGCUGCGACAGACCAAGGCCAGAGAGGCCCAUGCUGCUCGUGAGGGCCGCCCCUCGCUCUUCCCCUACCUGUGCCUGCUCAGCGAGGCGGAGUAUGUGCAGCUGCUGCUGCAGACCUUGCAGGUGCUGUCCCCGCAGGGAGAGUCUCUCCUCUCCCUGGCACAACAGCUGGGCAUGCGCAUCUUCAACCGGCACGUGGUGCAGAGGAAGCAGCUCACUGAGGAGGUGCAGGCACUGCAGUGGCGCUAUUUCAAGUACCUACACCUGCUGGCAUCUGACACAGAGGUGGCGGUGUCCUGCCUGCCACGGCAGCAUUGGGAGGCACUGGGGGCGCCUGAGGUCCCUCAUGAGCAGCCCUGGCCCUUGACUGUGGUGGUGCAGCUGGGAAAACAGCUGGCUGAGGUGCUGGUGCAGACAGUGAAGAUGCCCAGCCACCUGGCCCAGCGCCAGGGCACCCGCAAGCUCAUCCCUGUGCUCUACCACGUGUACUCCUUCCGGAGCUUCCGCCAGAUUGGGAUUCUGAAGCCACAUCCAGCCUUCAUGCAGCUGCUGGAAACUGCGGCCGAGCGCACAAUGACCUUUGAGGCUGCUGAAGUGCCCAUGCUGUGCCCGCCACUGCCCUGGACUUCACCACACUCGGGUGCCUUCCUGCUGAGCCCCACAAAGCUGAUGCGCUCCGUGGAGGGCACCACACAGCACCAGCGCCUGCUGGAGAGCUGUCCACCCACUGAGCUGCAUGGUGCCCUGGAUGCCCUCACGCAGCUGGGCAACUGCGCCUGGCGUGUCAAUGGGCGUGUGCUGGACCUGGUGCUGACCCUCUUCAACGCCAAGGGCUGCCCCCAGUUGGGUGUGCCGGCCCCUGCCUCUGAGGCUCCCCGCCCACCCCAGUGCCGCCUGCCAACCAGUGCCUCACCAGAGCGCAAGGCUGAGCUGCGACGGGAGCUGGCCCGCUGCCUGAAGGUGGCGAGGGAGAUGCACAGUCUUCGGACUGAUGCACUCUACCGCCUCUCAUUGGCACAGCACCUGCGGCACCGUAUCUUCUGGCUGCCUCACAACAUGGACUUCCGAGGACGCACCUACCCCUGCCCGCCCCACUUCAACCACCUGGGCAGUGACCUGGCACGUGCCUUGCUAGAGUUUGCCCAGGGCCGACCACUUGGCCCCCAUGGCCUUGACUGGCUCAAGAUCCACUUGGUCAACCUGACUGGGCUCAAGAAGCGUGAGUCACUGCAGGCACGCUUGGCCUUUGCUGACGAGGUGAUGAAGGACAUCCUGGACUCCGCCGACCAGCCCAUGAUGGGCCGGAAGUGGUGGAUGGAGGCAGACGAGCCCUGGCAAGCCCUGGCCUGCUGCAUGGAGAUUGCUCAGGCUGUGCGUGCCCCCAACCCUGCCGCUUACGUCUCCCAUUUCCCUGUUCACCAGGAUGGCUCCUGUAAUGGCCUGCAACACUAUGCUGCUCUGGGUCGGGACAGCGUGGGAGCUGCCUCUGUCAACCUGGUGCCCUCAGAUGUGCCGCAGGACGUGUACAGCAGCGUAGCAGCACAAGUGGAGGUGUUCCGAAAGCAGGAUGCUGAGCGGGGUGUGCAGGUGGCCCAGGUUUUGGAGGGCUUCAUCAGCCGCAAGGUGGUCAAGCAGACGGUGAUGACUGUGGUGUAUGGGGUCACCCGCUAUGGCGGCCGCCUGCAGAUUGAGAAGCGCCUCCGGGAGCUCAGCAGCUUUCCUCAGGAGUUUGUGUGGCAGGCCUCUCAUUACCUUGUGCGCCAGGUGUUCAACAGUCUUCAGGAGAUGUUCUCGGGCACCCGGGCUAUCCAGCGCUGGCUGGCCGAGAGCGCCCGACUCAUUGCUCGAACUGGCUUGGCUGUGGAGUGGGUCACACCCCUGGGCAUCCCCAUCAUCCAGCCCUACCACCAUGACUCCAAGGUGUCGAUCAACGGAGGGAUCCAGAGCCUCACCUUCAGCAACAAUGGGGACACCAGCCAGAAGCCCAACACACUGAAGCAGAAGAAUGGCUUCCCACCCAACUUCAUCCACUCCCUGGACUCCUCACACAUGAUGCUUACAGCCCUACACUGCUACAGGAAGGGCCUGACCUUUGUCUCCGUGCACGACUGUUUUUGGACCCAUGCAGCUGAUGUCCCCAUCAUGAAUCAGGUGUGCCGUGAGCAGUUCAUCCGCCUGCACAGCCAACCCAUCCUGCACGACCUGUCCCGGUUUCUGGUGGAACGGUUCUGCUCUGGCCCCAAGUCCACGAAUGUUCGAGUCACCAGGUUGCUGGACAUGCUACUGUCAGUACCCAAAACAGGGACCUUCAACCUGGAGCAGGUAAAGCACUCAACAUACUUCUUCAGCUGACGCAGACCUGCUGGGCUGUCCCGGGGGCCCUCUGUACCAUAGUGUAAAUAAAGCUCUGUUGC